AUGGAACGUGGCCUUUGGGGCUUUACACAAGAAGGCAAAGAAAUACCUCCUGACGAAAAUGCGACAAAUGCUAUAAAGAAUGCUUUCCAGUUGCGAUCAGAUAAAGCCUACUCUCUGAUUGCCUUAAACAUCGAGAAACACUUGCAAAUACACAUUUUGAGUACGACAGAUCCUUUAGCAGCAUGGACGAACUUGCAAAAACAAUUCGAGUUUGUACCUGUUACCCAAGUCGUGCGUUUGAAUCGUAAAUUCUAUGCAGCCACCAUGGACGAAGGUGGAGAUCUUAUGAAACACCUGACCUAUAUGACAUCAUUGGCAGAACAACUGCGUGAAAUGGAAGAAGAUAUAUCAUCAAAGAAAUUCACUACUGUGGUGCUGGGCAGUUUACCCGAAUCAUAUGAAAAUCUCCUCACAAGUUUGAAUGUGAGGAAAGCUGAAGAGUUGGAAUGGGACAAUAUAAAGGGAUUGUUAAUAGAAGAGUAUUUGAAGAGAAAGGAAAAAUUUGAGAAUAACAAGAGUGACAAUGCAUUGCUUAGAAACAGGAAGUCAUACAUGAGCAGAGGAAGAAAUUAUGAUCGAAGAAGACAUGGUGAACAUUCUAGAAAUUGGACUCCUGUAGACUACAAGCCAUCAUGGAACACCAAUAAAGGUGGGGAUAUAUUGACACCAGUAGCACAACAACAACGUGAUGACGGAAGAGCAAGAGAUAUUUUAUGGUUUAAGUGUAACAAAGCUGGACACAUUGCCAGGAACUGUCCACUCAACAAUAGAAAAGGUGGAAACAAAGGGGAACAUUCAAAGCUUGCAGAAGGUGGUGGAGUAGCACUGAUUUCAAGCACAGGAAAUUCAAAUGAAUGGUAUGAGGAUUCCGCUGCGACAAAGCAUAUUACAAAUCGCAAGGACCUUAUCAUCAACUACACUCAAUACCAAACACCGGUGAAUAUUUAUUUGGGUGACAAUACCUGUAUCAAAGCCCCUGGGUGA
Paramuricea clavata is the source of this 984-nucleotide messenger RNA. The record is from the annotation of a GenBank genome assembly. Lineage: Eukaryota; Metazoa; Cnidaria; Anthozoa; Malacalcyonacea; Plexauridae.